AUGUCCACACGUCCCGCGACCACAGCCCUAGCACGGCGCCAACCACUCACCUCGCGCCCACUGGACAUCCUCUACCUGAGCUACUUUGUCAUCCACCUGGCUGCCUCCGUUGCGAUCGAUGCGCAGCUCGCCUAUCCGCCGUACUCACAGCGCCUGUUCCCAGAACCGCUGCGCAAGGUCCUGGCGGACUACCUGACGUCUUCGAAGGACCCGUUCCUGCUAGCGGCAGCGAGGGGAUCUGCGGACCAUGUGUGGUUCCGGGUGCUCCUGAUCAGCGAGGCGGUGUUCCAAAUUCCGUGUUUCGUGGUGGCCAUCUGGGGGCUGAUCCAUGAUGAGAAACGCACCUAUCCGCUGAUGGUCUGCUACGGCACGCUGGCCGCAUCCUCAACAUUGCAAUGCAUCUGCAGCAUCCUCUUUGGCAGCGAUGGGCGCAACCUCACGAGCGCCCAGAUCACCGCUCUGCUCCAAAACUACGUUCCCUUCUGCCUCAUUCCCACGCUGCUCACUGUCGACAUGAUGUUGCGCAUCAUGGGGCUCCUUUCGGAGAAGGAGGCGACGAAGGGUGGGAAGGACGAGUGA
Kalmanozyma brasiliensis GHG001 is the source of this 579-nucleotide messenger RNA. RefSeq names its product Transmembrane protein 6/97. Gene Ontology annotation, cellular component: endoplasmic reticulum. The transcript is spliced from 4 exons. The record is from RefSeq and is a predicted model, not a curated record. Lineage: Eukaryota; Fungi; Basidiomycota; Ustilaginomycetes; Ustilaginales. Bases 1 to 579 code for a protein of 192 amino acids.